AUGGCGAUAGCACUCCUCGAGUCUGCCGGCGGCGCGGCAACGGGCUUCCUCCCGCCGUGGUUCGCGGCGCUCGGCAUGGUCGUGGCAUCCGUCUGGAUCGUCUCGCUCGCCGUGUUCCUGUGUGGCCGCAUCUCUCACGCAGACGACGACCUCCCCAAGAAGAAGCCCGCUGCAGAGACGACGAGGAUGCCGAUCAAUGUCGCGCCCCCGAAGGCGAUGUCACCGUCGAGAUCCGGGAGCACGAUGGUUGAUCCGACGGGGAUGUACGGAGCUGCGUCCGUCUCUGGUGUCGCAGCCGGUGGGUCCCAUGGCCACGGCGGUGGUGGAGGUGAUGGUGGCGGCGGUGACGACCUCCCCAGGAAGAAGCCCGCUGAAGAGAAGACGAGUAGACCGGCCAGCGUCACGCCCGUGACGGCGAGGUCGUCGGCGGGGUCCGGGAGCACGAUGGUUGACCCGACGGGGAUAUACGGAGCCGCGUACGUCUCUGGUGUUGCCACCGGUGGUGGAGGCUGUGGCGGUGGAGGUGGCGGCGGCGGCGACGGCGACCUCCCCAUGCAGAAGCCCGCUGCAGCGAAGACGAGCAUACCGGCCAGCGUCGCGCCCGCGAAGCCGAGGUCGUUGGCGAGGUCCGGAAGCACGGUGGUUGACCCGACGGGGAUGUACGGAGCCUCGUACGUCUCUGGUGGGUUCCAUGGACACGGCGGUGGUGGAGGCUGUGGCGGAGGUGGAGGUGGCGGCGACCUCCCCAGGAAGAAGCUCACAGCAGCAAAGACGAGCAUGCCGGCCAGCGUCGCGCCCGCGAAGGCGAGGUCGUCGGCGACGUCCGGGAGCACGAUGGUUGAGCCGACGGGGAUGUACGUCUCUGGUGUCGACGCCGGUGGGUGCCAUGGCCACGACGGUGGUGGAGGUUAUGGCGGUGGUGGAGGCUGUGGUGGAGGUGGAGGCGGCGGUGGCGGCUGUGGGGGCUGCUAG
Messenger RNA from Lolium perenne, 972 nucleotides. Lineage: Eukaryota; Viridiplantae; Streptophyta; Magnoliopsida; Poales; Poaceae. The record is from RefSeq and is a predicted model, not a curated record.